AUGAUUCACGAUGCUGUCCUGGACUACUACGGCAGGCGGUUAGCCACAUGCUCUUCGGAUAAGACCAUCAAGAUCUUCGAGGUGGAGGGCGAGUCGCAUAGACUAGUUGAGACACUGAAAGGCCACGAGGGCGCUGUCUGGUGCGUUGCAUGGGCCCACCCCAAGUACGGCAAUAUUCUCGCAUCCUCCUCAUACGACGGCAAAGUCAUCAUCUGGCGCGAACAAAACGGUCAAUGGCAGAAAAUCUACGACGUAGCCCUCCACUCCGCAUCCGUCAAUCUCGUUGCAUGGGCACCCCACGAAGCAGGCUGCGUGCUCGCCUGCGCCUCCUCAGACGGCAAUGUCUCGGUUCUCGAGUUCAAGGACAACAACUGGACGCACCAGGUAUUCCAGGCAUGCGGUUCGGGCGUCAACAGUGUGAGCUGGGCGCCCGCCUACGCACCCGGACAGGUUGUCACAGCGAGCGGGAAUGCGCCGGGCAACGCAAGGCGAUUCGUCACAGGCGGCAGCGAUUGCCAGGUCAAGCUUUGGGAGUUUAGCCCGGAGAGCGGAUCGUACCAGAACUCCCAGAUUUUGCCAGGACACACAGAUUGGGUGCGCGAUGUCGCUUGGUCGCCGACCGUUCUGUCCAAGUCGUACAUUGCGUCAGCAAGCCAGGACAAGACGGUGCGCAUCUGGACAUCCUCAGAUCUACGGGAAUGGAAAUCCACCGUACUAAACGUCGAAGCCGUAGCAUGGCGAGUGAGCUGGAGCCUGAGCGGCAAUGUCUUGGCUAUCAGCACUGGAGACAACAGGAUCAGCCUGUGGAGGGAGAAGCUGAGCGGCGGCUGGGACUGCGUGAAGACGAUCGAGGAGUAG
Molecule: messenger RNA, 858 nt
Organism: Didymosphaeria variabile
Lineage: Eukaryota; Fungi; Ascomycota; Dothideomycetes; Pleosporales; Didymosphaeriaceae
Gene: SEC13
Product: GTPase-activating protein S13
Exons: 4
Coding region: 1-858 (285 amino acids)
Biological process (GO): COPII-coated vesicle budding; protein import into nucleus; positive regulation of TOR signaling
Cellular component (GO): COPII vesicle coat; nuclear pore outer ring
Molecular function (GO): protein binding; structural molecule activity
Source: RefSeq, a predicted model, not a curated record